This is a messenger RNA of Closterium sp. NIES-67, 3052 nucleotides long. Lineage: Eukaryota; Viridiplantae; Streptophyta; Zygnematophyceae; Desmidiales; Closteriaceae. The record is from the annotation of a GenBank genome assembly.
CCACUCAGCUGUCAGCCGCGCAGCUCGUCCUACACGUCGCCGACAUAGCUCCUUAUUGAGCGUUAGCCGGGUCGCGUCGACGGGGCCUAUCUGGUAUCUAAGAGGGUCGCGACGCUAGUGUCGAAAGACUGUGCGUCGAAGAAGCGUCGCAGAGAUGGGUGGUGGCGAGUACCAGUUGUCGUUUGAGUCCUUCGCACAUGACGAGGACGUGCGAGGGAUCGCUGUGAUCAGCGAGGAUUGCUUUGCCACGUCAUCCCGGGACAAGACCGUCAAGCUGUGGCGACGCACGCCAGCGUCCACGUCAGCAGCCUCCGCAGCGGGCAGCGAAUUCGGCCUGGAUAAAACCCUCGUCGGGCACACGAGCUUCGUGGGCCCCCUGGCGUGGAUCCCUGGGCGGCAAACUGCAGCAGCAGCAGGAGGAGGAGGAGGAGGAGGAGAGGGUACGAGUGAUGCUGCAGGAGCGGGGAAGGGUGUGCUAGUAUCGGGGGGGAUGGAUUGCCUGGUCCUGGUGUGGGAUUUGGAGACAGGGGAGGUGGCGCAGCGACUGGCAGGGCACGAGCAGCAGGUGACUGGGGUCACAGCAACAGCAGCCGGGGACAUCGCAACGUGCUCUGUGGACAAGAGCAUUCGGGUGUGGAGGGACGGUCACUGCCAGCAGCAGCUGUCAGGCCACGAGUCAUCAGUGCUGUGCCUCGCUGCUGCUGCCAACGGACUGCUCUUCUCAGGGUCAGGAGACUGCACCAUUCGGUGCUGGGAAGGCUCCUCCUGCAUAAAGUCCGUCCGGGCUCAUUCAGACUCUGUGCGUGGCCUCGCACUGCUGCCCGCAGUCGGCCUCCUCUCAGCCUCCCAUGAUGGGUCUGUGAAGCUGUGGGACCUCUCCCUGCAGCCUCUCCUUGAGAUGGUGGGGCACACAGCGCUCGUGUACUCCGUGGCAGCCACAGCAGGCGGGGAGCUGAUUGCGUCAGGCAGUGAGGACGCCACUGCCCGCGUAUGGAGGGACGGCGAGUGCAUGCAGGUGCUGGAGCACCCGUCCUGCGUCUGGGCUGUCGCCUUCCUGCCCUCAGGUGACCUUAUCACGGCUUCUGCUGAUGGCGCCAUCCGCAUAUGGACAAGAGAUUCCGCCCGUGUGGCACCGGAGGGUCUGCGGGCCACCUAUGAGGAGAGGGUCAAGUCUUGCAGAAAGAAGAAGACAGUGGGAGGGGUGAACGUGGACGAGCUCCCAGGCAUUGAGGCCCUGCAGCAGCCAGGUCACAAGGACGGGCAGACGCUGAUAGUUCGCGAGAACGAUGUGGGGGUGGCGUACCAGUGGAGCCACAAGGAGUUCAACUGGGAGCGAAUAGGCGAGGUGGUGGAUGGUCCGUCGGAGCCCAUUGAUGCCAAGAUGUUCGAGGGCAAGCAGUAUGACUACGUGUUUGAUGUGGACAUUGGUGAUGGGGUGCCUGUGCGCAAGCUGCCGUACAACCAUGGAGACAACCCGUACGACGUGGCGGACAAGUGGCUGCUGUCGCAGGACCUGCCUCUGGGGUACCGCGAGCAGGUGGUGGACUUCAUUCUGCGCAACACCGGCCAGGCCAACCCCAUGCCACUCGGAGCCACCAUUCCAGACCCCUACACCGGAGGUCAAGCAUAUGUCCCGUCUGCAACACCCUCAUGGGGUGGACCUGCUCCUGCCGCACGAGCACCCGGCCAACCCUCCCCAGCAGCAGCACCAGCAGCAGCAGCAACUGCUGCAGCACCAGCACAGGAAAAGCUGUUUCCUAAGAGGGGCUACCUGGUCUUUGACUCAGCGCAAUACGACGGCAUUAUGAAGAAGCUCAAGGAGUUCAACACCACCCUCGCAACGCAAUCAGCACAAUCCGCACUAUCAGCAGAGCAAUUGGAGCACCUAGACUCGCUAGUAUCUGUGCUGAAGGACACCUCGCACUACCACUCCUCCUCCUUCGCCCCCCAUCACUACGCACUGAUCUCCUCCCUGCUCUCCUCCUGGCCCUCUGCCAAUCUCUUCCCAGUGCUGGACUUAUUGCGGAUGAUGUUGCUGCAUCCAUCUGCCGCUGCAUGGUUCUCUGCCAAUGCCUCUGGACCGGGUGUGUGUGUGCAGAGUCCUGUUUCAGCCCAUGGCAUGCUCAUGGCAGCUAUUCGCAGGGCGGCAGCGGAACCCCCCACACCCGCCAACCACCUCACAGGGGUGCGGGUGGCAGUCAACGUAUUCGGCCUUCCUUCCCUGCACCACUGGCCGCGGCAGCACCGUGCUGAGGUCCUUGACCUCUUUGCCCCCUGUGCCGCCUCCUCCAAUAAGAAUGUCCGACUUGCUCUCGCCACUCUUCUCCUCAACUACGCAGUGCUGCUGGUAGAUAAGACAGCAGCAGCAGCAGCGGGCGAGGACCUGGAGGAGGGGCAAGUGCAAACCCUCUCCGCUGCUUUCGAGCUGGCGGCAGCAUCAGAGGCGGAUGCAGAGGUCCGCUAUCGGGCACUGCUUGCCAUAGCCACUCUUAUGCACAGUGGGGUGGUGAGGGACACAGCAGUGGAGAUGGGAGCAGCAGAGGUUGUUCAGGCAGCAGCAGCAGCCACAGCCACCAAUGCCCUUCCGCAGCUGGGCAGAGAAAUGAAGUCUCUUAUCACCUGAUGACAAGCAGUUGUGUGGUACUUGAACCUCAACACAAAAUGCACAUACCGCAACAGUACUAUACCGAAUUCGACUGGGUGUGCCUCCACAAGCAUCAAUAUACCUUUUUGCAGAGCCGUUAUUUCCUCCUGGCGAUCUAUCUGCUAGCAAUGGCCUUCACUGGCUCCAUUGGCCAGGAGACCAGACCAGCCUUUUGCCAUUGCCAAUGGAUGAAUUCCAAGAAUGGAGUCAACCUCAAGGUUCUUAAAGCGUUACACCACCCCAGUUACCGAAAGCGAUCAGACGGGCCCUUUGGGCCCGUCUGAUCAUCAGACGCCCGAUCUCUCAGUUUCUGAAUAAUCAGAGGUUUUAGAGUAGAGUUUCUAGAAAAUCAGAAGUUUCAGCCUUGCACUUCUAACCAAACGUAUUUCACCUAAUCAUUAUGCCAGA